Molecule: messenger RNA, 1553 nt
Organism: Cyclopterus lumpus (lumpfish)
Lineage: Eukaryota; Metazoa; Chordata; Actinopteri; Perciformes; Cyclopteridae
Exons: 6
Coding region: 125-820 (231 amino acids)
Source: RefSeq, a predicted model, not a curated record
CAGUUCACCUCCUCCUCGUGAUGCGUUCACGUGUCAUCCCCCUUUUUGGGCCAAAGUGAAAGUGAAAGUGCUCCACCGACCACGAAGAGGCUGCAAUUCUUUCUCCGUCUGGCGUGAGACGGGAAUGGCCGAAGCCUUUUCAACGAACUACCGGUCAAUGACGGACAUGGAGCAGGCAGACAUGACCGUGCCGUGGGAGAAAUUCUUUGUCCACGUGGCAGGAAAAACCAACAAUGCUCAUCAAGACUUUGUUAAAAAACUCAGAGGCAUUGGCAAAAAUCAGGUGUCUUCUUUUGGAGAAGGUGACUUCCUCGUGGUUUUCUGUCCCGUCGUCUCUCGAGUUGGAACGGACAUCAACGUGGCCAUGAAGGGGAUUCCAGGUGGUAAACCAACCAUCCUGGUGGUGAUGCAUCACACCUUCGACCCUGAACGCGUCGUAGCUCCGAGCAGGAGACAGGUGGACGACCCGAACGUCAGGCUCACUGUGGACUGUCUGUUCCACGAGGACAGACUCCUGACGUGUGACCUCAACCGUGAAGCGUGGGCCGAGGUCCAGAAGCUCCUUGGAUCUUCCCGUCCAGUGGUUCCUCACUGGAAACGAUUCCUCAGCAAAGGAGGAUUCGGGGUCGUCGCACUUGGUUUUGCGAUGCUGUGGUGGAGCGGGUGGAGCUGGUGGAGUGGGUGGAGCUGGUGGAGCUGGUGGAGCUGGUGGGAGCAGUGGCUGGAUGGAGGGGGUGUAACUAUUGGUGCUGUUGGAGGGGGUGCAGCUGAUGCUGCCGGUGAAGAUGGUGGUGGCAAUGGCGAUAUGGAUGUGUUGUAGCUGGUGAGGGCAGGUGCAGGAUGGAGGGGGUGGAGCUAGUGGAGGGGGUGGAGCUAGUGGUGAUCUUUGUGACAGCACGCCUUGUUGAAGCGAACCAGAAGAAGAUCUGACAGGGCUGCCGCUAACACGCAGGGCAAACUUUUGAUCGUGAAUAUUUUAAAUAAUUUUUCUACGUUAAAGUAUGGUGAGUCACUACGGGCCCAAAUAUGAGUGUUUUUUUUAGCUCUCUUCACGCCGAAAAUCCCAAUUUGAGUAAAUGAGACACUUUCUCGCCGUUUUCUUUUCUCCUUUCUGGGAAACGGCCGGGCGAAUCUCUUAGAUAAGUCAUAGCUCCAGAUUCCUGAUGAGGCCGCACGUUUUGAUGCAUUUUGAUGCAUGUGUGUGCAACGCUGCGGGAUGAGUUACGGUCCAAAGUUUUGUACGAAAUCCCCGCAGGAAUACAACCAGUCUGCUCGCUGCACGAGGCUUUAGAGCCUUGAUGCGCAUCGCCACACCGAAUACGAUUGAAAUUCACCUCCAACUUAUAACACAAAACUGCUGUUAGUUGAAAAGUCUUGAGUUGAUCCUAAAACAGUGAUGUCAUGCUCAAAUGUGUGUGUACGUCAUUUGUUUUACAUUCAAGACCAAACGUCCCUGUAAAAUAGCGAUUGCUUCUGCUUUGUGCUGUUAAAGAUUUCAAGAUUAUACGUCGCUCCUUCAUGAAGAAUAAAUAAAAAUGAAUCCAUCAAAGUGA